Messenger RNA from Microbotryum saponariae, 1364 nucleotides. The record is from the annotation of a GenBank genome assembly. NCBI's taxonomy places the organism in Eukaryota, Fungi, Basidiomycota, Microbotryomycetes, Microbotryales, Microbotryaceae.
AUGCCAACAACGAACUCGGCUAGUACCUACUUCCCCAAGACCCCCCACCAACAUGUACGAGCGGCACCUGGCCCAGGAAAGAGGAGUGAUUUACCUCCCACGCCAUUAUCGAACUCUAGUCAUCCUCAACAACCACGCCCACGACCUUCGACGCAUCUGCACGCCCCCACGUCCUUCGGCUCAUUGAACAAAAACUCUAAAUCACUGCAGAAGUCGCGCCUUCCUAUGGAGUGGAUCGACCUCUGUUCGAGUGAAAGCGACGGAGUCGUCGAUCAGUGCGCGUCGCUGCAUCACGCGCGGACCGUCGCAGACCGUCGCAGACCGUCGCAGACAGGCCAUCACGAAAGGAGAACGACCGAACGACGCAAUCCAAGUCGGCCGAAGAGGUGACAUCUGAAGCAGAGGUCGUGAACUAUGAUAUCCACCCUAUCGAAGACGAAGACCAACACUAUGAUGUAGUGGUCGAUGACGAUGACCUUGUUUCGUCGUGCUCGCGGCAGCUUGCGGAAAUGGACGACUCGUCCGACAGUGACUCAUACGAAGACGUCUUGAGCGAGAGCUUUUUGUCGGCCGGAGAAAUGGAGGACAUCCAAGUCCCGUCUACACGAGUAAUGACGAGACCGCCUAUUCAGAAAGAGGGAACCAAAGAGGAGAAAUUGAUCAGGGUGGCGGUGAUGUUUCUGCUGGGGAAGAGCAAAAAGUGAGUCUUGAUCAGUCCGUGCGGAGCUUUGGAACCCUUAGCUGACGUGAGGAAGUAGGUCGAUGCAACGCAGAACGGGAUUAAGCAUCUCCCGUAUCACGAGACUUCUCCAGAUUCCCUCGGUACGCCUUACAAAACCCUUGACGCCUGUUUCUUUUCCAAUGCGAUCCUAAUCUUUCUUCAGAGUGCACAGGCCGGCUCAAUAGCAAGAGGACGUCGACGCCGGAUAUUUGAGGCUGCGCAAGACGUAUUCGAUCGAGAAUGGGAUCAAAAAUACAACAAUUCUCGAUGUUCCCAUUCGAUUGCUGAAGAUUCGAAUGCUUCACCCCGUUCAGCGCCUUCCUCCCCCAAAAUCCGGCCCGGCAAGCCUCCGUUGUCCCGGAGCAUCUUUACUUCUCAUCCCGGCCAGCAAAGCCAAGCCGCUCCGUCACGCCUGGUCGCUUACAGAUAUUCGGACUUGCAGCUCGUGACAUAUUAUCGUACCUGGCUUAUGGGGUUAUCGAAAAUUGAAGCGAGCAGGAGGUCGGGCGUCUUAGCCCAAAGCGCGGCCGCUUUCUUCUGGAACGAGCGCAUGAGCCAGUGGAACAGGGAACGAAGGAGGCGGAUCGUCGCCAUCGCGGAGAAGGAGGCAGCAAAAGCGCAGCGCAAGGGGAGACAGAGGUAA